Molecule: messenger RNA, 1216 nt
Organism: Ruditapes philippinarum (Manila clam)
Lineage: Eukaryota; Metazoa; Mollusca; Bivalvia; Venerida; Veneridae
Exons: 8
Coding region: 251-1216 (321 amino acids)
Source: RefSeq, a predicted model, not a curated record
AAAACAACAACAACAACGCAUUUAAAUAAGAACUUUUAUCGACCCCGGUAUUUAAAAGUAAUUAUCGUUAACAUUUGUAUUUGUAAACAAUUAUGUUUUUCGCAUACCGUCGUCGUACCUAAAACAAUAGUUAUCUUAUCUUAAGUUUCCCGAAAUCGAUAACCGAAACGUGAUCUUUGGAGUUUUGUGUUAGUGACUAUUUUACAAAUAUUUUUGUAAUGGAAAGAAUUUUACAUGAACUACUGCAAAAAUGUUAUUUUUUCUUUAUAUGUGGAUCCUUAUUAUUCAUCUUUUCCGAGAGAUCGCCUCAUUUUGUGAAUUACCGGAGCAAUUCCAAAACUCGGUUUGGAUUGACAGCGAUAAAGGGGAGCUGAAGUUUAGCACCACUAACAUGACAGGGUGGGAAUUUCAAACAGAAAACGGGGACUUGUUUGAGAAUUGGGAAUGUCUGCAUACUAGUACUGAUUCAACGAAACUCCUCCUCAUCAUGGUACAAACACAGAACAUCACAAUACUAGGUGCGCCGUAUACAGCUUACUUGUGUAUGGAAUUGAAAGAAAUAACAUCGCAAUCAUAUUAUUACUAUCUUUUGUGGGCUGAAGAGGAGAAAUAUCGAUAUGAGAGGAUAUCGGCAACUCUUUCGUCUACAGUAGUUUCUGAUCCAGUAAAACAGCUGUGUUUUAGUACAGAAACCGCUUCACAAGCAGCAGAAUUUCCAGAAACUGGCGAAUAUCAUGUACUUGUCAAACAAGGAAGUGAAGUGUUCGCUAAACAAGAAUGUCCAUCGACGUUUUUCGGAGAAUAUUUUUACAUUGUCAAAGAUUUAGAAUCAAAGAAUAGCUAUUGCGGGACUGGUAACGAAGUUUGGGAUGUCUGUACAGAUUAUGAGCGAAUGACAUUCAACUACACUAUUUGUGAUACAAAGAUUUCUUAUUCUGGGAAUGGAAGUGUAUUUUGUGUUUUUACUCUAACAUUUGGGAGCUACACAUAUCACACCCUGUAUAAUGAAGAUAAUUUUGUGAAUCAUUCAAAUGGUACACAUAGAUUUACAUGCAUGGUAUCAAGUAGAAACUCUGACGGGAGUCUCAAUGUUUCACAAACUCCAGGAAGCUGUAGAAAGGGACAAACACCUUCUGAACAACCGGUGUUUGCUUCCAAUAUGUCUUCUGCAGGACUGAACAUGCAACUUACACCAAGAAAGCUGUGUCGUAAGUGA